AUGCGGUAUCAUUUUCGUCGACUCAUCUACUUUCUAAUAGCUUUACCGAUUUCCGUUAUUCUUAUUGAUCAUAUCUACAAUUCCAAUAUUCCAUCAGUUCAAUCUCGAUCUCCAUUCAUAACAAUUUUUCAUAGAAAUCAGACCUAUCGUAUACUUUCGCCGUCUUAUCAUUAUAAUUCCCGUGAAUCAUAUUUGAACUUUGCUUUCUUCAAUGUUGAACAACGUAAUCGAGUUCUCUACAUCGAUUAUCUAUAUGAUGUACCUGUUUCAUCUCAAUGGCAAUCAAAAGGUCAUCUAUAUCCAAUUCAAAUAGCGCAGUUCGGUCUGAGUCACUGGAGUCGAUUCAGACUUCAAUCUCAGAUCAAUCAACAGAACAUCUAUCAAUUUCAACACCUACAACCAAAUAAAGAUAAUCAAUGUUCAUCAUGGCAUCAAUUACCGAAAGAAAUUCCUGUUUUACAAACAUACAUUCAAUUUACGAUACCGUUGAACAGUUCUCUACAUUUUCAUUUUAUGAACAAUAACAUUGAACUUGUGUAUUCGUCACAGUUAAAUCGUGAUAUAGAUAUUUCAUCGAAAAUUAUUAUUCCGUUAGCGGGUUCUCCUCGUCAAGUCCGUCGACAUAUGCUCACUGAUAUUAAAAAGUUGAGCAGAAGAUCUCUUGUUGAUAAAAAUGAUUUAAUCCAGUUACAAUUCUGUGGUGAAUCUGAUUCAAUCAUCGAUCAAUUGAUAAUUGGCAAUCAAACUUUGUACGAUCAGCAAGCGUUCUAUUCAGCAGCACAGUGGUUAUUGAACACUCAAGAUAUGAUAUCCGGCUGUUGGUUUAUUCAUGUUCAACGAAAUUUUGGCCAACAAUAUCGUCUACGAGAUCCUUGGUGUUCCGCAAUGGCACAGGGUCAAGCAGCGUCUUUACUUGUUCGCCUCUAUGCACUCACAAAUAACUCGGAACAUUUGCUUGCCAUUCGUCGAGCAAUGCGACCUUUGUGGUCAUCGAACAUCAGUCGAGCUUAUUUUAAUGAUCAGUAUCUAUGGUUAGAAGAAUAUCCUCUCGAGCCACCAGCCAAGGGUCUCUUUGUUCUCAAUGGAUGUUUAUAUGCUUUACUUGGCAUCAUCGAUGCCAAUACAGUCGAUCGUCAACCUCAUCUGGAUAAACUAAUCGAUGAAAUAACACAUUCAAUAGCUCAUAUGCUUCCACACUAUGUCCAUCCGAAAAUUUCUAAUUGGUCAGUAUAUGAUCUAAGCCAUUUGACGAUGAAAAACAAGUUUAAUGCUGCCUCAUAUUCGUAUCAUCUUGUACAUAUUACCUUACUGCAAUGUUUAAGUAAGAUAUUGAAGGAGACGCAUCCUUCUGUUUCACAAGUAUUUCAUUUCUAUGCUCAGCGAUUUAUGACAGCUAUUUCGUAA
Adineta ricciae is the source of this 1404-nucleotide messenger RNA. NCBI's taxonomy places the organism in Eukaryota, Metazoa, Rotifera, Eurotatoria, Adinetida, Adinetidae. The record is from the annotation of a GenBank genome assembly.